CCAUAUACUGCUAUAAACCAUACACUAUUAAAAUAAAUUUAUGUUUAUAAGUAAAACAAUAAUUAUUGUGGUAAAAAAUAAAAUAAAAAUUAAAAUUAAAAAAUAAAAAAUAUAGGUUAUUUAGUGCAUGAUACAUAAAAAAAUUAAUUAAUAAGUAUAGAUCCUGGAGAAUAUGAAAAUGCAAUAGAAUAUAUAAAAUAAUUAGAGAAUACAUUAAAUAGCAAAUUAACUCAUAUUUUAUGUACAUAAACAAACGGCCCUAUGAAUUAAUAAAGUGAAUAAUUUUUAAAACAUAACCCUAAAUUAGAAAUAAUUGCAGGAAAAGAAUAAGAAAAAUAAGGCUUUAGCAAUAAAUAUGUAGAAGAGCUAUAACCAAUAUCUAUAGGUGAUUUAUGUGUAUGUUUUUUGCAUACACCUGGACAUAAAAAUGAUUUUUAUACGAUUGAAAUCACUUAAGUAAAUGAUUUUUCUACUAAAUUACCUGCUUUAUUUACAGGUGAAAUGCUUUUAGUAAGUUCCUUAGGAGAUUUUGAAGAAUUUAACGCAUUAAAAUUUGUUUAAUCAUUAUUUAAAUUAAAGGCUUUUCCUAAUGAAAGUUUGGUUUUCCCAGGAAGAGAUGGAGAAUUAAAAAAUUUAAUUUUUUCUAAAGCUUUAGACCCUAAUAAUAAUGUAAUUAAUUCUAAAAUUUAAUUAGUUUAAGAGGCUCUAAAUAAUUAAUAAAACCAUAUCUUACCAAGCAGUUUAAUUGAAGAAAAAAGCUGUAAUCCCUAUCUUAGAAUUCAUGAAAAAUAUAUUUAAAAUAUAUUAGAAGUUAAAGAUUAAAUAUCAGCUUUUAAAGCUAUCAAAAAAUUGUAAUAAGUUUUCUUUUAAUAAAAUAAUAAUCUUUGA
Messenger RNA from Ichthyophthirius multifiliis, 888 nucleotides. RefSeq lists its product as hypothetical. The record is from RefSeq and is a predicted model, not a curated record. The transcript has 2 exons. Gene Ontology annotation, molecular function: hydroxyacylglutathione hydrolase activity. Lineage: Eukaryota; Ciliophora; Oligohymenophorea; Hymenostomatida.